Molecule: messenger RNA, 1617 nt
Organism: Drosophila innubila
Lineage: Eukaryota; Metazoa; Arthropoda; Insecta; Diptera; Drosophilidae
Exons: 2
Coding region: 234-404 (56 amino acids)
Source: RefSeq, a predicted model, not a curated record
GUCGAAAGCUAGCUACUAUUCUACUCUCACUGAUUUCUUAUUACAUAUUGACUGAAAAUUAGGUGACAUCUGUCAAAGGCCUACUUACAAGCCCACUUCAAACGUAGCGUCUAAAAAGUCGCUGCCAACUCGAUCUUUACGCUCGUGCGCUCUCCUUUCUCACGCUUGUGCCCCCGUUGCCACGCCUUGUUGAGGCGUGCGCCCAGACAGCCGUCAAGACGACUUACUCAAUUAUGAAGAUGAGCUCGCCAAGGAUCAUGCAGCAGAAGCGCAGUAGUAAAUCCUCCAAUUCGUCACGUGUCUCGAUGACCACGUCGACGGCGGAGGAGAAUCUCAUUGAAUCGAAGCUCUUCAGCUGGAUGCGACUCUUUCGCUUUGCCUCGCUGCUCUGUCGGGCCGAGUAGAGAACCGAGAAUUCUCCCAAUUAUUCUCUAGCUCUUAAGAGGCCAACCCCCUAACCCAAUAAAGAUAAUGGAAAUGCAUUAAAAAUAAUGAAUAAAUCAGAUAAAGUAAAAGAUACUCGUGCUAGUUGCCGCUUUCGAUUCAAGUUUUCCUAUUAUGAUAAACAACAAAACUAAAGAAAAUUAUUAAAUAAAUCGAUACAAGAAACAAUAAUCACCUUAUAGAUUCUGCAAUGUAGAGCUUAAGAAUUGGAAUUUCAUUAUCAAAUUAAUCAGUUCACUUUGAUUUUCUUUAUAUCUUUCACAAUUAAGUCAAUUUUUAGUGUACAUUUCGCCAGAAUUCCUUGCCGGAAUCUGUGCGAAAUUUGUCGCGCCUUUCGUACCUUUUGUAUUGUAAUAAGAAAAAAAUAAGUAAUCAUAUAUGAACACGUAUGUAUGUGUGUGUAUUAUUGCGUUGUUUUUUCGGGAUUAGUGCUUAAGUUGAAUAACAACAACCAAAAUAUCCAAAACAGCAGCAAACACAAUAUUAAACCACAACAUAAACGAAAUAUAUUUUUGUAAUUUACAAAACUGUUUUUGCAUGUCACAAACAAAUAAAUAAACAGAAAUGUUAAUUCAUGGCGAAAUGUUAAAAAUUAACUAAAAUGCUAAUCAGCUAAAAUGCAUUACUAACAAUAAUAAUAAUAUUUUCAAAAUAUAUGUAUACAAGUAGAGCAGUAUUUACAGAUCCGAAAUCGAUGCAAGCAAAAUGCGCUUACCGAAAACUUUAGACACACAUUUACACCCACACAUACUUAUUUUCCCCCCAGUAAUUGUAAAUCGCAUUUAACCCAAAGAUGUUGCCAAUCAAGAAAAAAUAUAUAUAUAUUACAUAAUUAGCGCAAAGAACAGAUAUCAGAAACUGGCAUAUUGUUUAAACAAAUGUAAUAGAAAACAUUUUAAUUCUACAAAACCUCAAUGAAGCAAUUGACAGUAAAAUGACAAGAACAAAUAUCAUACAAUUUGAAACUAAUUUUAAAUUAAUAAUUAGUUAGUAAGCAAUGUAAUAAACAUACAAAGAACAACAACAACUACCACUGGCAAAAAACCAAACAAAAUAAAUGAAAAACAAUGCAAAACAUUAGUAAAUGUUGACAAAAUGAAAUACAAUGCAAUAAAUCGAUAUCGAUAAAUAAAUAAAGUCCUUAAGCAUGUUGUGUGUUCAAUGCAAAUAAAA